Molecule: messenger RNA, 634 nt
Organism: Ananas comosus (pineapple)
Lineage: Eukaryota; Viridiplantae; Streptophyta; Magnoliopsida; Poales; Bromeliaceae
Product: heavy metal-associated isoprenylated plant protein 43-like
Exons: 3
Coding region: 125-496 (123 amino acids)
Source: RefSeq, a predicted model, not a curated record
UGUUAAUAUCCUGUACCCUUUCCUAAUCUCUCCCUAUAAAUAUAUCCAUUCCUAUCCACAGACAAUUCACUAGGAGUAGUCCAUUCCAUUGCAUGUGUUAGUGAUUUAGUCAUCCUCUUCAUCUAUGGCAAUAAAGCAAAAGAUGGAGAUUAAAGUGCAAGUGGAGUGCAAAAACGUGAGGCAACGUGCCAUGAAAAUUGCUUCACUAACAGAUGGUGUUGAAAACGUGGGAGUGGAGGGAGAUAAGCUGGUGAUAACUGGGACUGGAAUUUACUGGGUCACACUGCUCAAGUUGUUGGAGAAGAAAUUAGGGUGUAUACAACUCCUCACACUGGCAGAGGUGAAGCCGCCGCCGCCGAAGAAAGAAGAACCAGCGAAGCCGCCGCCGGAGAAGGAGAAGCCGAAGCCCCCGCCGCCUCCUUGCUCACAACCACCUGGUCCUCCUAUGUGUUUUGUGGUCGAUUCCCCUUGCUCUGAUCCUUGCUCCAUUUUGUGAGCAAUGGGGAUCAAGUACUGCUGUUAAUUAAUAAUAGUGAUCUAUAUAUAUAUCUUUGUGGUUCAGCAAUUAAGUAUUGUAUGUAUUCUGUAAUAAGCACGAAUUAAUGAAAAUAAAACUCCUUCCUUUGGGUCAUUA